Molecule: messenger RNA, 4284 nt
Organism: Linepithema humile (Argentine ant)
Lineage: Eukaryota; Metazoa; Arthropoda; Insecta; Hymenoptera; Formicidae
Source: RefSeq, a predicted model, not a curated record
CGGCGGCAAUAGUGCGACUUGUGCGCACGCUUCGAUUAUCGAUUGAAUCGUUCUAUAAGCUCUCUCGGCAGGCGUCGAGAAUCCGUCGUUGUCGCGUAACCGUUCUUCCGAUUCUCUCAUUUAUGCGCGGCGCCUGUACGUGGUACGGUGCUGCUCUGCUCGUUCCUGCGGGGCGAGCUUUGAAUCGUUUUCUAACGUAUCGCGCUGACAACGCGUAGUGCUUCAUCGUUCACAGGCAGCUGUGUACGUGACGCUUGUGACGAGAGCGAGACCGAUGCGAGACCGCACGAUCCGUGUCGUCGCCAUCGUCACGAGGAAGAUGCGGUGAAGUGAGCCGCAGAAAAGCCAGGGCCGUCAGCCAGACAGGCGGGCAGCGCACGCGAGCGGUUAGCCCUCGGGGAAAUCGGCCAUCUUGCUCAGUGCACGCUUAGACUUUGUGGCGAUAGUUACUCGUCUCCGUCAGCCACCCUUUUCGGGCGGUGACAGAGAGCAGCAGCUCGAAGUGACCCGCGAUUUACAGCGGAUUCAACACACAGCUGUGAACGGAAAAGGCGAGAGUGCGUGUGGUUUUGUGGAGGAGACCUAUCGUGCGUAUACAAGCGAGCAGUGUAACGCGGCUCACGCGAAUUCGGUGGCAGGAUGGCGGGCAACACGGGUAUGGAACAGUUGAUUCCUAUCGUGAACAAGCUCCAAGAUGCCUUCACGCAACUCGGCGUACACAUGCAGCUCGAUCUGCCGCAAAUCGCGGUGGUGGGCGGCCAGAGCGCGGGCAAAAGCUCCGUGCUUGAGAAUUUUGUCGGCAAGGACUUCUUACCCAGAGGUUCGGGCAUCGUGACAAGGAGACCUCUCAUCUUACAAUUGAUUAACAGCACAACUGAAUUUGCAGAAUUUUUGCAUUGCAAGGGUAAGAAGUUCAUAGAUUUUGAGGAGGUGCGAAAAGAAAUCGAAGCAGAAACAGACAGAGUGACUGGAGGUAACAAGGGCAUCUCUAAUAUACCAAUUAAUCUGAGAGUAUAUUCGCCCAAUGUUCUGAAUUUGACAUUAAUUGAUUUACCCGGACUUACAAAAGUACCGAUCGGAGAUCAACCAGCAGACAUAGAAGCUCAAAUUAAGGCCAUGAUCUUUCAGUUUAUCAAACGCGAGAAUUGUCUUAUAUUGGCAGUCACACCAGCCAACACUGAUCUGGCCAAUAGUGAUGCUCUUAAACUUGCUAAGGAGGUGGAUCCACAAGGUGUACGUACAAUUGGUGUUAUUACUAAAUUGGAUCUCAUGGACGAUGGCACCGACGCAAGAGAUAUCUUGGAAAAUAAAUUAUUGCCAUUAAGAAGAGGUUACAUCGGCGUUGUCAAUAGGAGUCAAAAGGAUAUAGAAGGACGGAAGGAUAUUAAAAAUGCUCUAGCCGCUGAACGAAAAUUCUUUCUUAGCCAUCCGUCUUAUCGUCACUUAGCGGACAGAUUGGGCACACCAUAUUUACAAAGAGUUCUCAAUCAACAGUUAACAAACCAUAUCAGGGAUACCUUGCCAGCUCUAAGAGACAGAUUACAGAAGCAGCAGCUAGCUUUAGAGAAGGAUGUCGAGCAGUACAAACAUUUUAGACCUGAUGAUCCUGCAAUCAAAACAAAGGCUAUGUUACAGAUGAUACAACAGCUUCAGUCAGAUUUCGAAAGAACUAUAGAAGGCUCAGGCUCUGCACAAAUCAAUACUAACGAACUCAGUGGUGGCGCGAAAAUCAACAGACUUUUCCACGAGCGUUUUCCAUUCGAGAUUGUUAAAAUGGAAUUCGAUGAGAAAGAACUAAGAAGAGAAAUUGCUUUUGCCAUCAGAAAUAUACAUGGUAUCAGGGUAGGAUUAUUCACUCCAGACAUGGCUUUUGAGGCAAUAGUCAAAAAACAAAUAAAUAGACUUAAAGAACCAAGUCUCAAAUGUGUGGACCUAGUCGUGCAAGAACUUAGUAAUGUUGUACGCAUUUGUACAGAUAGGAUGUCACGUUAUCCAAGACUAAGAGAAGAGACAGAACGUAUCAUAACUACAUACGUUAGGCAGCGAGAACAGAUGUGUAAAGAGCAGCUAAUUUUAUUGGUUGAUUGCGAGCUUGCAUACAUGAAUACGAAUCAUGAAGAUUUCAUCGGUUUUGCAAACGCUGCAGCCAGUAGCCAUAAUGCAAGUGCACAGCAGUCCUCUGAAAACUCCGUUAAAUCUGGACGGCACACAUUAGGCAAUCAAGUAAUUCGCAAAGGCUACAUGUGCAUACAUAAUCUCGGUAUUAUGAAGGGCGGCUCGAAAGAUUAUUGGUUUGUUUUGACAUCGGAGAGUAUCUCCUGGUUCAAGGAUGAAGAAGAACGAGAGAAGAAGUACAUGUUGCCUUUGGACGGACUGAAACUGCGUGAUCUGGAACAAGGUUUCAUGUCACGACGUCAUCUAUUUGCGUUAUUCAAUCCAGAGGGCAGAAACGUGUAUAAGGAUUACAAACAGCUGGAGUUGAGUUGUGAAACACAAGACGAUGUUGAUUCUUGGAAAGCUUCAUUCCUGCGGGCUGGUGUGUAUCCCGAAAAAUCAACGGAACAAGCGAACGGUGAAGGAGAGCAGGAAGGAUAUGAGGGUGGAUCGGAAGGUCAAUCAUCGAUGGAUCCUCAAUUGGAGCGUCAAGUGGAAACUAUUAGAAACCUGGUGGAUUCUUAUAUGAAGAUCGUUACAAAAACUACCCGUGAUCUGGUUCCAAAGACAAUUAUGCAUCUUAUUAUUAACAAUGCUAAAGAUUUCAUUAACGGGGAACUAUUGGCGCAUCUUUAUGCAAGUGGCGAUCAGGCUUCUAUGAUGGAAGAAUCUCCCGAGGAAGCGCAAAAACGGGAAGAGAUGCUACGCAUGUAUCAUGCAUGCAAAGAAGCGUUGCGCAUCAUCGGAGAUGUUUCUAUGGCCACAGUUACAACUCCGGUACCACCACCCGUGAAAAACGACUGGCUGGCAUCCGGCGAAAAUCCGAGUCUUGGAUUAUCGCCACCAUCUCCUGGUGGUCCAAGACGCGGAGUGACACAGCCACCACCUCUUUCUAGCUCACGAGCGCCACCACCAGUACCUGCAGGCGGCCGGCCAGCACCAGCCAUUCCUAAUAGACCUGGUCCGGGCGGACCACCACCAUCGCGAAGUAACCCUGGCCUACCUCCACCUAUGAUACCAUCUCGAGGGGGUGGUCUACAACAGAGGGUGACGCAAGCUGCGACACAGGCUGCAGCACAGGCCGCCGUGAACGAGCUAAUGGAUGCGUUCAAGAUCAAGCGUCCUGUACCCAAUAUUCCCCCCCGAAUUCCCGACAGACCAUACUCCGGCCGACUAAACUGAGCUAGAGUUCGACACAGUGAUGGCGAGACAACACACCCCCGUUCAACACAGGACGCACCCUUAACAGCAUGAGGAAAGGUCUUGUCCGGAUGACCGAUGACGGGCCACUCUGGAGAACCGGAAACUCUGUAGGGUGGAAACUGGCGGGAGAAAUCUACAUUUCCGCAAUGGAAACAAGAAAUUCUCCUAUAACAAAUAUUUCGUCCUAUGUAAUCCUCUGAUCUCAGCGGCCUCAAACAUCGAGUUACUCACGUUUUGCCGGCAGGAUGAGGAAGAACCAGAAUCGAACAAGAAUCGUUCGUAUGGAGAGAAGGGGAGCAAGGCUGUGCUAUAUAAAUACUGAAAGAGAAAGAGGGACCAAGAAAUGAAUAUUAAGCGUAAAAAUACGACUCGCCUGUUUCCCAACGACAGUCAGAGAGAUCCCCCAUCAGUCACUUUUUUUAAAUCACUUCUUUCUCUGACACACACUUGGUCUCUUCUACUUUUAUUUAUACACGGCUAAAUCCGCGUUAAGUUACAUGUAGUGCUAAGUAUUAACACCCCACGCUCGAUAUGCGUCAGGUGUCUUCAUAAAACAAGUAAUUUUGUUUGAAAUAGGCAAUAGAUCUUACGACAAGAAGGACGAUUCAAAUACGUUUGUGCCGUGAUCAAAAGAGUUAAUUACAGUCGAUUCCGGUUAAUAAAUAGGGUCACCGGUUAAUUGAGGCAACCGUUUAUUUGGGACAAGAUGUAAAAAGAAAUUCCAAUAAAUGAGAUCAGUGUUUGAAUUUAGGGCAGCCGUUUAAUUGAGCUAAAUCGGCUAAAAACGUCUCGAUGUGUAUUUGAUAUUGAUUAUCAGUAUUAUGAAUGAUUUAGUUAGCAAAGAGUAAUAAUAAGAGUUUUCGGGAAACUCGGAGUCGCAGUAUUGCCGUAUAACUUAAUAAACAACUGUAAAACUGCUGAGAUAGU